UAUCUCUAUUUAUUAAGAUUUUGUUUUAAUUUUUGCUGACCAAUUACAUUGAAAUUCCAAUAUUUACCAGAUAGAAAGAAUAAUCCACAAUGGGUGAGAGGAAGGGUCAAAACCUGUACUAUCCCCCCGACUAUGAUCCUAAAGUCGGGGGGUUGAACAAAUUCAUGGGCACCCAUGCCCUCCGGGAGAGAGCCAGGAAGCUCCACAUGGGUAUACUCAUCAUUCGGUUCGAAAUGCCCUACAACAUCUGGUGCGAAGGCUGCAAGAACCACAUAGGUAUGGGUGUGAGGUACAACGCAGAGAAGACCAAAAUCGGCAUGUAUUAUAGCACUCCAGUGUACCAGUUUAGGAUGAAAUGCCACUUGUGUGAUAAUCACUUUGAGAUAAAAACAGAUCCAGCUAAUUUAGACUAUGUAAUAGUAUCAGGUGCAAGAAGACAAGAGAAUAGAUGGGAUCCAACAGAUAAUGGGCAGAUUGUUCCCGAGACAAAGGAAACUCAGAAGCGCCUAUUUGAUGAUGCUAUGUUCAAACUUGAGCACAAAACAGGCGAUGAGGAUGCCAGUAAAUUAGAGAAACCUCGGCUGAACAGACUUGUGGGUAGAAAUGAGAGUGUAUGGAAAGAUGAUUAUGAAGCUAACUGUGCUUUGAGAAGAAAUUUUAGGAAAAGGAGGAAAGAACUAGAAGAAUCUGCAGUCAAUGACAGUUUACUUUUAGCCAAGUCUUCCCUAGACAUAAACUUGUUACCGGAAUCUGAAGAAGACAGAGACAUGGCUUCUCUAUUAGCUCUAAAACCUGCCAACAGUAUAGAGGAGAUACAGAAGUUCACAAGAAACAAAAUCAUAAACAGUCCAGUGUUGCCGAGUAGCAGCAGCUUGCUGACUAGUUUUGGUGGACUCAAGAAGGAAGAAUCACUUAGUAAAAGCAUACCACUUACACGAAAUUCAUUGGGCAUUACUAUAAAAAAUAAAAUUCAAAAUAAAGAUACAACUAAAACAAAAGAAGAUAAAACUAAUGAUGAAAAGAAUGCCAAGUCACAUAAUGAUGAAAUAAGUAAAAAAGUUUUAGAUAAAAAUGAUAAAGUUAUUGUAAAUAUUAAUGACAAUGAAAAAUGCACUAUUAAUAAUGAAAUAGUAAAUGAUUCUCAUAGAAAUAGUAUAACAAAUGAUGUUAAUAAAAGUCAUACUGAAGUGGGGAAUGUGUCAAAUGUUAAACCCUUUUCACUUGUUGGUGAUUACAGUUCUAGUGAAGAAAAUUCUGAAUAGAAAAUAAGUUAUGAUGAUUAAUUAUUGCUGACAAAAUAUAACCAUGAACAAUAUAAUGUCAACUAUAUCCAUGGGUGUAUCCAGGAUUCCAGCUAGGGGGGGCACAGCUCAUACCAGCUUUGAGAAGAAGGUUGGCCUGGUAUAUUGAAACAAAAAAUCAUGAAAAUUGACUUCUAUUAAUCUGACUAAAAAGAUAUUUUGUUUCCAACAUUUCAUUUUGCGCUGAGUUGGUAACACAUUUAUUUCCGCUUGCCAGGAAAAUUGAUGUUUAUUUCAUCUUCUAGGGGGAGGGCAGCUGCCCCUACCUGGGUAAGCCCAUGUCUAUAUCUAUAAAUAUA
Aricia agestis (brown argus) is the source of this 1600-nucleotide messenger RNA. RefSeq names its product coiled-coil domain-containing protein 130 homolog. The transcript has 4 exons. Lineage: Eukaryota; Metazoa; Arthropoda; Insecta; Lepidoptera; Lycaenidae. Gene Ontology annotation, biological process: mRNA splicing, via spliceosome. The coding region runs from base 90 to 1262 and encodes 390 amino acids. Gene Ontology annotation, cellular component: post-mRNA release spliceosomal complex; U2-type spliceosomal complex. The record is from RefSeq and is a predicted model, not a curated record.